This is a messenger RNA of Musa acuminata subsp. malaccensis (wild Malaysian banana), 1835 nucleotides long. RefSeq lists its product as uncharacterized. The record is from RefSeq and is a predicted model, not a curated record. NCBI's taxonomy places the organism in Eukaryota, Viridiplantae, Streptophyta, Magnoliopsida, Zingiberales, Musaceae. Gene Ontology annotation, biological process: sesquiterpene biosynthetic process. Gene Ontology annotation, molecular function: cyclase activity.
CUGCUUCAUUCCUCUUUGCAUGAGCUAAAUAGCUGAAUUCUUUACUUCUCUUCGAUCGACUCCCAUUCCAAAGAACUGGAGUUGCAAGAACUCUGUUGAACCUCGAAAAGAUUGAUUGUGGAUUCCUCCGUGCAAAGAUAAGUCUCACCCCAGCGAGACGAGAUUGUGCAAGAACUGGUUUUGUUUAGAUUUCUUUGUGCAGGUUGCCGAGAGGAGGAUGGUUUCCUGUAGUACCAGUGAUGGUGAACAAGAAUCCAGCUCGGAUCCAAAUGUUCCUGAGCUCAGGGACUACCGUAUCCAAAUCCCAUCGCUUCAGAAAACACUGCUGGAGCCAAGAAGCGGUAGGAGCAGGCUCUUGGAUUUGUUGAAGAAGCUUAAUUUCUCUUCCCCGCUCAGAAUUCUCCGUCGAACUCUGAACCAAAGAGAGGAGAUCUCGCUUUCCGUCCCUUCUCCCGUCGGCAUCCAACGGCGCUUCCAUGUUCAGUUCUUCGGGAGAAUCAACUGGUCAUCUUUCUUCGGCACCUGCAGAGCUUGGCUGAAAAAUCCCAUGAACAUUGCCCUUCUCAUCUGGCUAAUCUGCGUUGCAGUCUCCGCCACCAUGCUGGGCCUCCUCCUCCUCGGAUUGCUGAACAACGCAUUCCCCACAAAAUCCUCGAGAAACCACUGGAUCGAGAUCAACAACCAGGUCCUCAAUGCGCUCUUUACGCUCAUGAGCAUCUACCAGCACCCCAGGCUCUUUCACCACCUCGUCAUGCUAUGCCGGUGGAACUCAGAGGACAUCGUCGAGCUCAGAAAGAUAUACUGCAAGAACGGAGCCUAUCGACCUCACGAGUGGGCUCACAUGAUGGUCGCCCUGCUCCUCCUUCACAUCACUUGCUUUGCGCAGUACACCUUGUGUGGUCUCUACUGGGGCUACGCCAGGAAGAACCGACCGGAGUUCCUCGAGGACUUCUUCUUCGCCUUGGGGCUUGCAGCGCCGGUCUUGGCUGCUCUGUACACACUGUAUAGUCCUCUUGGAAGGGAAUAUAGCUCCAAUUCGGAUGAAGAAUCACAAUCUCAGAUACCCAAAGCUUGCGAUGAGCAACGCAGGAAGCACGGCCCGAGAACUGCAGCGAGCAAACCCGAGUGGGCUGGAGGACUUCUCGACGUCAGGGACGACAUUACCGUCUGUUACCUCUCCUUCUUCUGCACCUGCUGCGUCUUCGGUUGGAACAUGGAGAGACUCGGGUUCGGUAACAUGUACGUCCACAUCUUCACCUUCCUCCUGCUCUGCGUCGCGCCGUUCUGGAUCUUCAACAUCUCGGCUCUCAACAUCCACAACUACGUCAUCGGAGAUGUCAUCGGGAUCGCCGGAGUAGUCCUGUGCGCGUUCGGGCUGCUGUACGGGGGGUUUUGGAGGAUCCAAAUGCGGAAAAGAUUCAAACUCCCCGGCGACACAUGCUGUUUGGGCUCGGCGUCGCUUACGGACUACGGCAAGUGGUUGUUCUGCUGGGCGUGUUCUCUGGCACAGGAGGUGCGCACCGGGAACCUCUACGAUGUGGAAGAUGACAGCCUCUCGAGGAGGGUAAUGCAAAGUGGGGAUGGAGAGGGGGAGAGUGCUGUGGAUCCUCGACCCUGUCAAGAUGAUUCCGGAACAGCAAUGACCACAUCUGAGACGCAGCAUAGGGAAGGGGAAAAUGAUGGCGCAGCUGCAGAAGAUGCCGCAUUGGUUCUCAGUGAUGUGAUGAAUCCACCAAUUCCACCAUUGAUACAGUUAAGAGAGGUGGUCUGCGACGAUGACUCUAUUCAUCCACCACCUUCGACUUGAACUGUGCAACUUGAGAUUUUUCUUGUUU